Messenger RNA from Aureobasidium vineae, 459 nucleotides. NCBI's taxonomy places the organism in Eukaryota, Fungi, Ascomycota, Dothideomycetes, Dothideales, Saccotheciaceae. The record is from the annotation of a GenBank genome assembly.
AUGAUCUCAUGUCAGUUCUUUGAUCCUGUCGUCCUUUUACGAGUCGCUCCACUCGUCACUUCCUCUGCAGCACUAUCGUAUUGCUGGGCACAAAACGUCUUCAUCAGCAUCUUUACCCGACACAAAAAUCGAGAUAAGAGCAAUCCUUUACUGCCGACAUACAUUGGCGAUUGGUUCUACGGAUACACUGGCCAACUGAUUGCAACCUAUACAACAACCAUCUUGACCGCAAGCGCAAACCUUUACUAUCAUGGUCAAGUUCUUGCUGCCUCAGGCUCAGCAAAAUGGUAUACCGCUGGGGCAGUACUUAGUGCUGCUCAUUUUGCAUUCGUACCCGCGGUUGCUUGGAAGUUUACGUCCAUCAUUAAGGACGAGACGAAGGGUAACAGCGUGAAAGUGCUCGACGAUUGGCUCAAGGUCCAUCGUAUUCGAUCUUUGACAGUAGACAUCCUCGGUUGA